AUGUCAGCGAAACCCACCGCUCAGAACAACAUGGCUCUAUCGGCGGGUAAUCCUGCCAUGGAUUAUGCGCUCCCGAGCACUGAAUCGGUCUCGCCCACAAAGCAGCCCAGCAAGCGGGUGUCAUUCAAGCUCCAUUCCCCGUACAAGGGCCGCUUCCCCCUGCGCGUCAACAUUUACCCUCAUGACUCGACCGAACAAAUAAUAUCGACUGUCAAGGGCUUCUAUGGGCUGUACGUCCAAGACGGUGUCGUUCUCGAGGACACCGAGGGCAACAGCUUGAUCGCAAGCUAUGACAACUUCACCGACAAUAUGACUGUGCAUGUCUGCGUCAUUAAUGCUGCGGGCUCCGAGUACGCACAACGACGCCCAGUCGCAUCCAAGGCUCGGGCAAUAGGCUCCCUUGGUAGCUUUGGUGAACCGAACGGCGAAGCCGUCCUCAGCGACAGCGACGGCGGAGGCGUUUCUGUCACGAGCUCUCGUCGUGGCAAGAAGGAAUCGGUCGCCUCUGCCGACAUCAAUGUAGACAAUAUUGUCCGACAUGGUCGCCGCAAGCAGGCCAACCUGUUUGACAGUUCAGAACUGCCACUCUUCGAACCGGCUCAGGUCGCAAUGUCCACCUCUUCCACGGCCUCACCACAGAAGAUGAUGCAUGGCCAGAGCGCCCCUUCGCCGUAUCUGUUCUCCAGUCAGCAACCGCAUGCUCUCCAACACAAUCAGCGCUCGCCCCAGAGCAAUGGGCUCAAUGAGAGCGCCUUAUAUACUGGUUUGGCCACGCCAUAUACAAACUCGAACAGUGCGCGAACAUUUCGGGCCCGCGCACGCAGCUCGGGCCAGUACGGUUCCGCUAUGAACAGCGGGACAUGCUUCCCAACACCGGACAAUACCAAUGGUGGUGAUACCAUGUCGGACGAGGAUCUCGCUCGCCAACUCAUUCGCCUCAGCGAGCAUGGACGCACAUCCACCAGUACGAUGGGCGAUGCCUUCAGCAAGGCGGACGUAUCUUCUGACAGCGAUGAUGACGAUGACAGCAGCGAUGAUGGCCGCGAGCUUCCUCCCCUUCCCUAUGCUGCACCACAUGAGAAUGGGACGGACGCGGAGGCAGAGCAUCGCUACGCCCGGCCCAGCGUUGAGGGUCACGAGGAUAAGCACAUUGAUUCCUUGAAGGAUGAGAGUGACGGCAUUGUGAAAAAGUACCAAAAGACCAUGAAGGGUCGUCAGGCGGUGCCGACCAAGUCAGACAAGGCAGCAAGACCGCGCUCCCUUUCCAAGGCAAAAGCGAAGCCUUCAAGUGUGCCGAAUCCACCCAUUUCGCCAACCAGCCUACCGUCGAUGUCACGCAAGCCCUCAACUGCAUCGCUGCAGUUCUCCCCCUUGGCGGCCGACGAGGAAGAUCUGUCCAGCAAACCCAGAUGCCAGCGCUGCCGCAAGAGCAAGAAGGGCUGUGACAGGCAGCGGCCGUGCCAGCGGUGCAAAGACGCCGGAAUUGGUAUUGAGGGGUGCAUCAGCGAAGACGAGGGCAACGGCCGCAAGGGUAGAUACGGACGUCACAUGGGCGUUCCCGUCAAGAAGUCCAACCUGGAUACAGACGUCUCCACGGGCCAGGAGGCCAUCUCUCCAACUUCUAUGGCGGCCCCGCAGUUACCCCUCACCGUUGUCAACGACAAGAACAAGAAGAGGAAGAGAUGA
Molecule: messenger RNA, 1686 nt
Organism: Westerdykella ornata
Lineage: Eukaryota; Fungi; Ascomycota; Dothideomycetes; Pleosporales; Sporormiaceae
Exons: 2
Coding region: 1-1686 (561 amino acids)
Biological process (GO): regulation of DNA-templated transcription
Molecular function (GO): DNA-binding transcription factor activity, RNA polymerase II-specific; zinc ion binding
Source: RefSeq, a predicted model, not a curated record